AAAAGCUUCUGCAUAAAAAAAAUCUACUACAUCGAUCACUGUCCUUGGCAGAUGGGUAGGUGGCACCUUAUCGCCUAUCAUGUAUUGUUGCUUUUCAUCUCGUAAAAUAAGAAUUUUAUCUUACAAUUCGGGAUUUGGAAAUGAAAAAAGGUGAUAGUCGAGCAAAUAAGACAGCAUCCAGUAUAUAGUCAUAACUCAGUAGUCGUUUUUUACUUAAUCAAUAAGGAAGGAUGAGAGAGAUCAUAAGCAUACACAUUGGUCAGGCCGGAAUUCAAGUUGGCAAUGCUUGCUGGGAGCUGUAUUGCCUCGAACAUGGCAUUCAACCCGAUGGCUUGAUGCCUAGUGUCGGGAAGCAUGUACCCAUGGCCGUUUUUGUGGAUCUCGAACCCACUGUUGUUGAUGAAGUUCGGAGUGGGCCCUACCGGCAGCUGUUCCAUCCGGAGCAACUCAUUUGCGGCAAAGAGGAUGGUGUCAACAACUUUGCCAGGGGACACUACACUACACAGUUGGUAAGGAUAUCAUUGACCUUUGCCUGGAUUGCGUGAGAAAGUUAGCCGACAACUGCACUGGUCUACAAGGCUUCUUGGUGUUCAAUGCCCCGUGGGUGGCGGUACUGACUCCGGCCUCGGCUCUUUGCUCCUCGAGGUCGAUUAUGGCAAAACUAGGCUUUACCAUUUAUCCAUCCCCCAGGUUUCAACUACUGUGGUGGAGCCUUAUAACAGCGUUUUAUCGACUCACUCUCUGCUCGAGCACACAGAUGUAGUAGUCCUUCUGGACAAGGAAGCAAUUUACGAUAUUUGCAGGAGAGCAAGAGGCCUACCUACACCAAUCUAAACUGCUUAUUAAUUUCCCAAAUAAUCUCAUCCUAACCACAUCAUUAAGGUUCGAUGGUGCAAUCAACGUGCCUCCCGCGCAUCCACAUCAUGCUCUCGUCUUACGCUCCCGUCAUCUCUGCAGCCAAGGCUUACCACGAGCAGUUGUCUGCCCCAGAGAUCAUGAGCUCGCCUUCUAGCAUGAUGGACAAAUGCGACCCUCGAGACAGAAAGUACAUGGCGUGUUGCCUAAUGUACCGUGGGGACAUUGUGCCCAAGGACGUGAAUGCCACAAUCAAGACGAAGCGCACGAUUCAGACAGGAUUCAAGUGCGGGAUUAACUACCAGCCUCUGGCAAUGGUCCCGGGCGGGGAUCUGGCGUGGGUGCAGCACGCGGUGUGCAUGAUAAGCAACAAUUACACGGCGGUGGCAGAGGUUUUCUCGCGCAUCGACCAUAAGUUUGAUCUGAUGUACGCGAAGACUGCGUUUGUGCAUUUGUACAGAGGAUGGAGGAAGGGGAGUUUUCCGAGGCGUGGGAGCAUCUCGAGAAGGAUUAUGAAGAAGUCGGUGCAGAGGAUGCAGGAGAAGAUGAGGAUGAUGAUGGAGUAGAGUACUGAAAACUGCAUUGCCAUUAGUAGUCAUUGGGUGUGGACAGGGGCGAAACCAUGUGUAUGGUUGGGAUGGCGCCGGCCCCCCCAAAAAAAAAAAUUUCGAACUAGGGGUGAGGAAUUUUGCUGGAACUGGAAGAUUUUCCUUUGAGCGCGCAUGUUGGGCCCUCCCCGAUUUCAUACGGUGCAUACAUGGCCGGAGGGGCGCCACCGAUUUUGUCGCGAAAAUUUUGUUCACGUGGAACUGAAGGAAUCUGGCUGGACAAGAAGAACUAUAACAGCAGCAGAAUUUAAUAUUUUUUUUAUUUUUAUUCUAUUUUGAGUUGGUUAAUU
This is a messenger RNA of Striga asiatica, 1753 nucleotides long. Lineage: Eukaryota; Viridiplantae; Streptophyta; Magnoliopsida; Lamiales; Orobanchaceae. The record is from the annotation of a GenBank genome assembly.